Mus pahari (shrew mouse) is the source of this 4128-nucleotide messenger RNA. It is a transcript of the gene Rap2a, whose product is annotated as RAP2A, member of RAS oncogene family. Bases 278 to 829 code for a protein of 183 amino acids. The record is from RefSeq and is a predicted model, not a curated record. Gene Ontology annotation, cellular component: plasma membrane. Gene Ontology annotation, biological process: Rap protein signal transduction; negative regulation of cell migration. Lineage: Eukaryota; Metazoa; Chordata; Mammalia; Rodentia; Muridae. The transcript is spliced from 2 exons. Gene Ontology annotation, molecular function: GDP binding; GTPase activity; GTP binding.
CGGGCGGCAUUGCGGGCCCGCGGUUCGGGCGGCUCCGGCUCGAGGUCGGGCUCCGUUGCUGCCGGCGCCCUCGGGGCUGCAUCGUCCUCCGGCUUGGCCCGCUCACAGGGCCGCGCGCGACUCGUUCAGCUGCAGCUCUGCUGCCGGCGCCCGGGGCGCUGCCGCGGCCGUGAGCCGGCGAGUCCGUAAGGGCGGCGGGGCCGCGGGGUCGGGGCGCGGCGCGCGGGCGCAGGUCUAUGUCGCGGGCGGCGGCGGCGGCGGCGGCCGCGCAGGGACGAUGCGCGAGUACAAAGUGGUGGUGCUGGGCUCGGGCGGGGUAGGCAAAUCCGCCCUGACCGUGCAGUUCGUGACCGGCACCUUCAUUGAGAAAUACGACCCCACCAUCGAGGAUUUCUAUCGCAAGGAGAUCGAGGUGGACUCGUCGCCUUCGGUGCUGGAGAUCCUGGACACGGCGGGCACCGAGCAGUUCGCGUCCAUGCGGGACCUGUACAUCAAGAACGGCCAGGGCUUCAUCCUGGUCUACAGCCUGGUCAACCAGCAGAGCUUCCAGGACAUCAAGCCCAUGCGGGACCAGAUCAUCCGCGUGAAGCGGUAUGAGAAGGUUCCAGUCAUCCUGGUGGGGAACAAGGUGGACCUGGAGAGUGAGAGAGAAGUGUCCUCCAACGAAGGCCGCGCCUUGGCCGAGGAGUGGGGCUGCCCCUUUAUGGAGACUUCUGCUAAGAGCAAAACGAUGGUGGAUGAGCUCUUUGCUGAAAUUGUGCGGCAGAUGAACUAUGCAGCUCAGCCUGACAAAGAUGACCCAUGCUGUUCUGCCUGUAACAUACAAUAGCAUCCGAACAUGGCUGCCCCGGACAGGAUUCGUAUAGGCUCGUAGGCACCAGUAACCUUGUCUACUGCACUGCAGUUUGUAGGAUGGGUGUUGUGUGAGUCAACGGUGCACUGGAACCUUCAGGCCGGAUGGCCAGCUGAUGCCUCUGAGUACCUGUGGGUUCCGUGACUACAGCCUCCACCUCUGUCCUCAGUCCUCUGUACAUCUGCAACCUGAAGGCCCCACCACCAAGCUACAGGGUGACCUCAUUUGUCGUGAUGAUGGCAUUGCUGUUGAGGUGACAGAAGCCACUGUUGGGUAAACUAAAAAUAAUCAUGAGAGAGAAACCAGAAGAAUUCCUAUGAUCACUAACAAUUAAAAUAUUUUGUUGUCUUAAAAAAAAAUAAAGGAGAAAUAUUUUCCUACAAGAGUACUGAAGUCAGGAAUGGAUGGAGCUUCUAGCCAGUGUAUUCCGUCCAGUAAAACAGCAUUGCAGGGAGACUCUGCCCAGCUGACACAUUUCUAGUUUUCAAAUUGAUGCCUAAUCGUAGAUGUUAUCCUAAUUCGUGACAUGAAACUCACAUAUCAAUCCUCAGUAGAGUAAAAGUCAGAACAAGGCUGUGUGAAGACCCAAUCUGGCUUUAGAAUUUGUCGGAUCACCUGCUCUGCCACAGAAAAUAGUCUCAUAGGGGUUAUGAAAAUUGAGUCGCACGCCCACCCUCUGCUAACGGAGCAGGGAUGGUCUUUAUUUACUGAACAAGACAGAAGCAGCUGAGACGGAGAGCCAGCCUCACUAACGAGCCUUGUAGCCGAUUAACCAUCGCAGAAGGAAAAUGAAGCCAUGUUACACCCACACGCUCCCAUUUGCAGACACCCCACAGGACAGUAUAGACAUCUGGCUUUGUGUGUGUGUGUGUGUGUGUAUGUGUGUGUGUGUGUGUGUGUGUGUUCGUGAAAGCAGCCUUUAAGGGCCACGGUUGCAAUGGGAUCCUUGGCUCACCUGCUUUGGAAAUCCAGUUUGCUGUAUCACAGCUUUAUUGUAGGCAUUUAAAACAAAAACCAGAUUGAACAACCUAUGAAAUAAUUUGGGCUUAAAAGUCGAGUAUAAAUUAUUUUAGGGAGGGAAGGAAGGGACACAGAACCUCUUAUCUUCCCUUUUCUGGAGAAUCAUGGAAGCUUUUCAUGUGUGCAUUCCGCCCUGAUGGCCGAAGUGGCUGGCACACACUGCCUGAGUCUUCUGUUUCGAAAGGGUGCUUAAGCUCUGGCAUUUUUGGCCAUGAAGUGUUUUAUCAUUUGCAUGAGUAAUGGCACAGGAAAAAAAUUUCAGUUCAGGAGUUUGAGGAGCGUGGAAGGGUUCUUCUCCCCUCCCUUAGAGGCGUAAGUGCUGGUGACUGUCUUGAUCCUGCCCUCUGAAGAUCAGUGUGGCCUUCAGAACCACAGUGUCACUGAGCCCGGAAGCACUUGGGGCCCAUGCCUUCUCAGCUUCACAGUCUCCUGCAAGUAACCACUUAGUCUUGUGUGUACCAGAGAGAAGAGUGUGUUUGUGUGUGCAUGUGUGUUUAUCCUUCCUAAGAAUUUGGCACAAUUCAGAGGCCAUUGCCUUGACUGAGAAUCUAUACUGCAGAACACAAUGUAUAAGCAAGCAGUUUUUAAAUUAUUAGUCUCUUACAAGCCAUUGGAAUCUCCCCCACCCCAAGUAUUUAGUAGCUGGCUUUAAGUUUACAAGAUAGGGUGACAAGGUCAAUGGUUUUUGUCAUAUGUGAGAAAAUAAAUAAAUAAAUAAUGUGGGUAAAACCAGGUUGUGGGUGUUAGAGAGUCUUUGAGAAUUCAUGGUCUUCAGCGCCAUUUUCUCCACUUAGGAAGUACCACAUUUUAUAGGACAGAAAACCCUAACAGUUUUCUUGAAACAAAGUCGAUUAUGUCAAAGUUGAUUUUGACUCAGACAUAUGGGACUGAAGAAGUGUGUUUCAUCUGCUGAAGUACAAACGUUAGUGUGAGACCUCUCCGGCCUCUAACUUGUCCGACUCAUUCUCAUUUUUAGAAUCUCAUAAUGAACAGCAAUUUAUGAUAUUGCAUAUUAGAAGGGGCUGUACAGAUCCCACAGCCUUACGUCAUGGAUGGCCCAUGCAGACAAGGAAAGGGUGUGAAGCCUGAGAAAGCCGGGCAAGGUGUGAAGUGGGAGCGUUUGCCAGGCGUCUGGGCAGGCUCUUCCUACAGCCCAGUGUUUACACCAGCCCUUCAUAGUGCCCGGGCAUCGCUUCCCCGGGCCAAACUGUGCCACACCCUCCCCCUGUUCCUCUGGUGCAAGUCUGACUGACGGUUGUGUAUGAUGUUUGCCAAGAUGGGGAUAAAAACCCAAGGACAGGAAAAGGACACUUGUCAGCACAUGAAAUGGCAGGGCACAGAGGAGAGCCGGCCCAUCGAUAUUUCUUUAAAGCCCAAUCCGCCUAGCAACCAGAUAAAUGAAAGUUUGUUCUAACAUGCCUUAAAAAUAUGGUUUGACCCCAAAGACCCACAUUUCUUUAGCUAUUACUUAGUUUUCUUUGCUUUGUUUUUUACUUUUCACACAGAGCCAGGUUUUUGUUUUGUUUUAGGUUUCUUUCUUUUAUGGUGUAACUUGCGGGUUCUUUUAAGCUGUGGCAGCGACGGUAACCAACGCCUUUCCGCUCCUCAGCUUCCACAAGACAAGCCAGCAUCUGCUGGGAAGCCUUCUAGGUGUUUCCGUACACCGUGAGAGGUGCUUUGACGCUCCCACCCUGCCCGUGCACCCCUGUUGCCACUCUCUGGGGUAAAACUACUGAUGCUUGCUUGCUUCUUGUGUUGCCCAUGGACGGCUGCGGUGUGCCGUCCAGUGUGAGUGUGGCUGCUGGUGAGUGUGACGGCGCUUUGGCCUCCACUGCUCUGGGGGUGCUUAGCUGCUUAGUUUCUCCAUCAAUAGCCCCCCUCCCCCGUUAGCACUGGCUCAGCUUUAACUGUCUCCUCAGCCAAUCAGAUGUUGAAGACCAUGGGGGUCCUCUUGCUUAAUUUGUCCUCGUGUAUCUAUUAAACCUUGAUCAGGGUUUCUAGAAUGGCUGCAGUAGAUUUUGAAAACAGACUUACCGUUAUUGAUUUGGGAUUCCCCAGAGAUCCAGUUCACAGUUAAUUGUUGAACUCUAAUACAACUGACCAUUUAAAAAUGAACAACGGCUUAUUGUUUUGUAACAGUGUCGGGUGAGCCCUGACAUUUCAGUUGAAACAUGAAUUGUCAUUAUAACUCAAUGCAAAUUCAACAGUUGUAUUUGGAGUUAAAUUAUUUUAACAAAUAAAUUUAUUUAAUGAAA